Stomoxys calcitrans (stable fly) is the source of this 290-nucleotide messenger RNA. RefSeq names its product kappaPI-actitoxin-Avd3c-like. NCBI's taxonomy places the organism in Eukaryota, Metazoa, Arthropoda, Insecta, Diptera, Muscidae. The transcript has 2 exons. The coding region runs from base 37 to 276 and encodes 79 amino acids. Gene Ontology annotation, molecular function: serine-type endopeptidase inhibitor activity. The record is from RefSeq and is a predicted model, not a curated record.
UUUUAUCAGAUCAAAUUUUAAUAAAAUUCUCUUACUAUGAAAAUAAAAUUCGCUCUAGUACUGUUGAGCAUUUUUGGCUUGGCUUCUUCAACGAUAGUCUUGAAAAGUGCUAUUUGCGGUUAUGAAGUUGAUGCGGGCUUUUGCGCAGUACCUCAAACUCGUUACACCUAUUUGUUCAAUGCCAAUGAAUGUGUCCCAUUCGUGUACAACGGAUGUGGAGGAAAUGCCAAUAAGUUUCCAUCCAGGAGGUUAUGCGAACAGAUUUGUAAAUUAUAAGAACUUGCGAUUUG